AUCAUAUUCAAAUGGCAGUACCAAACAGUGAAAUUUUAACAGCCUUACAACAGCAAAUGGCUGCACAACAAGCAAUCAUUGAGCAAAUCAUGCAAAAUCAAGAACUCCAGAAUCAACAACAGCAACAAUAAAAUCAACAGGAACAAGACAUGGAAGCUGAAGACCCAUUUUUCAACACCCAACAACAAGUACAUUCUUUUGAGACACGACCUCAUUAUGAUUGGAAUCCUUUUCAAAAAUUAUCGCAACUAUUGAUAUUGGAAUGUAAUUUAUUUUCAGGUCCAGGAAUGUCGGACAAUCAACGUAAACAAUUGAUUGAAAGAUAUCCUGCCAUCCAAGGAACUCUAGAAAAAAACAUUGCACUCAAGGCAAUCAAUCCAAACUUUAGAUUAUCUGCUGCAAACAAUACAGACUAUAUUAUGGCACAAGACGAGUUUCAUAACUUGAUAAACAAUCAAUUUAGUACAGCAAAGGCCUUGCAAGCAGCUCAAAAGUUCAACAAGAAGUUUUUUUCUGGCAACCGUGUCGAAACACAGUCGUUGGUUUGGCGUUCCCAACUUCAGCCCAGCCAAACGGCCUCUGUUCAACACAAGCCCAAUUACAGCAACUACAACAACCACAAUUCAACAAAAUCAACAGCACCUCAGAAAUCAUUCAACAAACAACAGUACAGCAACAGCCGCUCUCACAACAAGAACAACAACAACAACCAGUAG
Messenger RNA from Gilbertella persicaria, 716 nucleotides. RefSeq lists its product as uncharacterized. Lineage: Eukaryota; Fungi; Mucoromycota; Mucoromycetes; Mucorales; Choanephoraceae. The record is from RefSeq and is a predicted model, not a curated record. The transcript has 2 exons. The coding region runs from base 150 to 716 and encodes 188 amino acids.